GGAAGAAAAACAUUGAACACACACAGAGAUAGAGUCAGCCUACCUUCGGGGUCCACAAGAUACGCAAUGCACUGCCAGCCCUGCUGAUCUGCUGUGCCUAGUACUGAGCCACCACCAACCAACAAAGAGAAGAAACGACACCCGAAUGCAGCCUCGCAGGCUGACCAAUCCUGACUUGGAGCGCGCGAGGCAAGUUCAGCGCACGCCUACUCUCCCGUCCUCGAAAAAAAGUGGACGCGUCCAGGAUUCGUAUACAGCAUACAAUGAUUUUGGGUGGGACAAGAUUGAAGAAUACCUGAAGAGUAAAUGGCCAAAUUGGAAUUUCAAUGCGACAAUGUUUAAUGCCAAGUGGGUAUUCGAAGUGCCGGAGAGCCUGACGGAGGUUGACCGGAGAGAGCUGAGGAAACGAAGAGAUGCGACUAAACGAACGAGGAGGCCUUCAGUUUCUCCGGAGCGAGCGCCAGAGCGAGAGCGAGAGGCAGAACAAGAACAACAGCAAGAUCCCGCUUCGACCUCAUAGCAGCAGUAAGGAAAUAUAUGUAAAGUGUUAAGUUGC
This is a messenger RNA of Exserohilum turcica Et28A, 556 nucleotides long. RefSeq lists its product as uncharacterized. Bases 146 to 520 code for a protein of 124 amino acids. Lineage: Eukaryota; Fungi; Ascomycota; Dothideomycetes; Pleosporales; Pleosporaceae. The transcript has 3 exons. The record is from RefSeq and is a predicted model, not a curated record.